Camellia sinensis is the source of this 572-nucleotide messenger RNA. The record is from RefSeq and is a predicted model, not a curated record. Lineage: Eukaryota; Viridiplantae; Streptophyta; Magnoliopsida; Ericales; Theaceae.
AAUUUUCCAAGAUUCAAACCUGAAAAUCUCGAGCAUAAUCAAAAGAUAUUUGAGCGGGUCAAUGAAAUGGCUGCAAAGAAGGGCUGCACCCCAUCACAGCUGGCAUUGGCAUGGGUCCAUCACUGUGGAAACGACGUGGUUCCCAUCCCCGGGACCACCAAGAUAGCAAACUUGAACCAGAACAUUGGUGCAUUGUCUGUAAAGCUAACCCCAAAAGAAAUGGCUGAACUCGAAUCCUAUGCCUCAGCCGAUGUGGUCAAGGGUGAGAGACAUGCCUUUAUGUCAAUGACAUGGAUCAACUCAGAAACUCCACCAUUGUCCUCGUGGAAAGCUGAAUGAAGAAAUACCUCUUGUUGUCAACUUGUACCCUGAGUACUACCGAUGCUUUUCCUAUUUAGCUGUAAGUUUCUAGUUCUAGCGCCCUCCACCACUGCUAUGCCUUCCUCCACAAUAUACUUGACUGGAGGAGUUUUAUGAUGUAUUGCAUCGUAUCCAUAUUAAACCAAAAUAUUUCUGUUACUGCUUUUACAGACUAUCCAGUCACUAUUGUGCAGUGCUUUUAAUUUUUGUUA